This is a messenger RNA of Ipomoea triloba (trilobed morning glory), 2094 nucleotides long. RefSeq lists its product as uncharacterized. The record is from RefSeq and is a predicted model, not a curated record. Lineage: Eukaryota; Viridiplantae; Streptophyta; Magnoliopsida; Solanales; Convolvulaceae. The transcript has 3 exons. The coding region runs from base 1 to 2094 and encodes 697 amino acids.
AUGGUGAUGAUUAUCAAUAACAAGAUAAAGCCUCUGGGAGGAAAACCCAUCUGGUCGUGGUAUUCAAGGGUGGAACAACUCGAUUAUCUGAAAGGGUUUCUCAAGCCACUCGCAGCUGAGACGGGCGAACCAUCAAAAGCUAAGGAUCCUGAGGAAAUAAUUGUUCUAUCGGAUACUGAGGGCGAUAUUAACAGAGAAAAUACUCCAGUAGAAAAACCCUUGCCCUUAGUUUCUGUAAAACAAGAACCUAUAGAAGAUGAACAUGAGAAUUCCUCUAUUCCUAAUAAAAACCUGCCUUUGCCUGUUGAUAUUAAUCCCAUGACUACUAUUGUAUAUGGUCCACAUCAGCUUCAACCCCCUGUUUCUCUAUUCUCUAAGCUUGAUCUGUUUAACAUCAUGGAUGAACAUAGAAGGUCAACCUCUCUUGUCAACCGAUUAUCUGUCCCCUUAAACAUACCUCAGGUUACAGAACCCUCACAAAAUCCAAUUAUGUCACUACCACCAUCACAACCCAUAGAAACUGAUAAGUCUAAGCAACAAAAUCCUGAAAUCUCUCAACCUAUCAUGUCAGAAGAGUCACACACUGAUGAAACUAGGUAUGAACCUCCCACUGAACAAAACCCAGAAAUAACUCCAGCCAUUCCUACUGAUGAAUCUCCACUGGACUUUGAGAUUGAAUAUGAAACAGGAAAUGCCCCAGAAAUACAGGUUAUAGAUCCAGCUGAUGAGGAAGACGAUUUACCACUGUCUCAGGUGAAGAGAAACAAGGACAAAGCAAAAGGCAAGAAGAAAGUCCAAGAUGAACAAGCUGACAAAAACCCAGUGACAAAAAUUCAAGUCUUUCCAAUCCCUGCCACCGGACGCAAAACUAGAUCAUCUGCUGUUGUUAGGAACAUCAUAAAGCAACCUGCUGCUGAACAAACUACUGCUCAAGAAGCUACCGGCAGUAAAAAGAGGAAAAAGGGUGUUCCUACAAAAUCAACUCAAUCACCACUGCCUGAUAGCCAGCCAGAUGUACCAGCUGUUGCACCUCUGGAAACAAUCCGUCCUCAAUUUCUGUCUGAUGAAUUUGCAGCAAGAUGGGACUCAACAAACCAAAGGAAAAUCUUGAGUGAAAGAUUUCUGGAUGUUGAAAGGUUCAAAUCUCAGUGCCAACUCAUGCCUGUAUUUGAGAAAUUGCACUUGGCCAAAUCUGUGACCACCCUGAACAGCUACCCACCCAUUGCCAUAAAAGAAUUCUAUGCUAAUCUAAUGACCACCCUCAGGGAGGCAGGAUCAUCACUAUAUGGGCGUGUAUGGCUCAGGGGAAAUGAAUACAAUUUCAAUCCUUCCGUCAUUAACAUGUACCUGGGAAUUGAUGCAAGUGACAUUGAGGAUCCAGAUCUAGGGGCAAACACAAUUACCAAGAUCAUCACUGGAGGAACAUACAGCUAUUGGCCCUCUGAAACUAACAUGCUGCCUGCAAAAUCAUUGACCACAAAGUAUGCAAUCCUGCAUAAGAUCGCCAUGACGAACUGGAUGCCAAAUGAGCACAGGGGAGGACUGAACUUACCUAUGGCCAAUCUAAUCUACAGAAUCCGAAAAGGUAUACCUGUUGACUUAGGUGAUUUAAUUUUCAAGCAUGUGGCUUCUUUCAGAAAACCUGCCACCAAGGAGAGCAAAGUGAAGCUGCCAUUUCCAUGUACAAUUUAUGGGGUUCUUUAUGCACAAGGCUUCAGACUAGAACAAAAUAAGCCCAUGGAAACUCCUAAAGUCAGACUGAUUGAUGCUCGACUCAAACAAGGAUCCCACGUGCUUGACAUUUUUCCAGAACAUGGAAGCAGCUCUGCCCCAGCCUUGAAUCUCGACGUCCCUUACACAAGCAGGCUUACAGCUCAGCAUCUUGACAGAAGCAUCAAGGAACUCAACACUAUCAUCCAAAUCCUUGUAGAGAAGAGGGCAGUUGAAAUGCAGCUGCGUGAACAACUAAGACUAAGAGAUCAAGAGACAGCUGCUGCAACUUCUGAACCACCUGUUGAUCCUUCCAUGGCACAUGAAGCUCAAAUCACUGAAAAUCCACCGAAUGUUGAUGUUGAUGUUACCUUGAAUAGCUAG